Messenger RNA from Heterotrigona itama, 487 nucleotides. NCBI's taxonomy places the organism in Eukaryota, Metazoa, Arthropoda, Insecta, Hymenoptera, Apidae. The record is from the annotation of a GenBank genome assembly.
UGUUGUCAUACUGAUACGAGUUGAAAAAAAAUGCGACGAAUUAUUAUUUUGGUCACUCGUUAUGGUCCGCGAACCAAUUGCCAAUGUAAGAGGUUAACUAGAUCAUAUUUGGUGGCUCAUAUUUUCUCAGUUUUGAGUAUAUUUAAAUAUAACUCAGGCAAAACAAAUAAUAAAUUUAUUACUUCUUAAUAAUUUCUAUCCAGUGAUGUCAUAUCGAUACGAGUUGAAAAAGAAAGCGACGAAUUAUUAUAUACGGUUUGGUCACUCGUUAUGGUUCGCGAACCAGUUGCCAACGCAAGGGAGUUAAUACCGCUUCUCUCUGACUAAUAAUAUCGUCUAAACUUUUUUCCUGCAAUCACACCAACAAGAAACACACGUAUAACAUCUCUCGACUACUAACCAUACUAAAUGUUUUAUGUUAAAUGCAGAUUUGUGGCAACUCAGCGAAAUCCAAAAAAAGAAAAGAAGAGCUCAAACUUCUCGCUUU